Molecule: messenger RNA, 2334 nt
Organism: Metarhizium brunneum ARSEF 3297
Lineage: Eukaryota; Fungi; Ascomycota; Sordariomycetes; Hypocreales; Clavicipitaceae
Gene: DRS1
Product: ATP-dependent RNA helicase DRS1
Molecular function (GO): ATP binding; nucleic acid binding; RNA helicase activity
Source: RefSeq, a predicted model, not a curated record
AUGGCGCCGCAGAAAAGAAAGCCAGUCGAUGACGAUUUCAUCACGACACUUUCCGACAACGACGAGGAUCCCUUCAAAGAGGAAGAUGCCCCCGUUCGCCCACCCAAAAAGAAGACCAAGACCAGCAAAAAGCCGAAAAAGGCUGGCAAAGACGAUGAGGCAUCUGACGAAGAGGAGCCUCAGGGCAUCUGGGGCCCCAAGGAUGACGACGAUGACGCCAUGGACUCUGACUUUGAGUUCGUCGCAGACGACGCUGGGGAGUUUGGCGAUGAGGAAUUCGAAGGCUGGGGAUUUGAAGGUGCUAAGAAGGGGAUGACCGAGAAGAAGGGUGUUGACCUGGAAGAGAUUAUUCGGCGACGAAGAGAAAAGAAGAAUGGGAAGGCCGGUGAGACUUUGGAAAAUGCCGACCAGGAAGCCGAGACUGAGGAUAACUUGGAGAUGGCUCUGGACGACGGCGAUGAUGAGGUGCUGGCCGAUGAUGCCUUUGGAAUGAAUGCAGACUCCGAGGACGAAGAGAAUGAGGAAGAAGCACACGGAAGCGGCGAUGGAGAGGACACAGAUGCCUCGGACAAGUCUGAUGCUGAUGAAGACGACCAUGAUGACGAUCGCGCUUCAGACGACGACUCUGUGGCUACGCCGGAGGCUCACCCUGAGGAUGACGCCUCUGAUGCCACCGACGAUGAAGAAGAUGCCGAGGAGCAAGCAAAACGAGACGAAUUCUUUGCUCCCGAAGAACGGCAAAAGUCGGACAAGAUAGUGGACCUCUCUUCCUUCCAAGGCAUGUCAUUGUCUCGGCCGAUCCUUCGUGGCCUCGCCGCUGUUGGUUUCACCAAGCCCACUCCUAUUCAGGCCAAAACCAUCCCUAUCGCGCUCAUGGGAAAGGAUCUUGUUGGUGGUGCCGUUACUGGUUCCGGCAAAACUGGUGCCUUUUUUGUUCCUAUUCUGGAGCGAUUACUCUUCCGCCCUAAAAAAAUCCCGACCACUCGUGUCGUCGUUCUCACCCCCACCCGUGAAUUGGCAAUGCAGUGUCACGAUGUGGGCACAAAGCUGGCUCGCUAUACUGACAUCAAAUUCUCCCUGGCUGUCGGUGGUCUCAGCUUAAAGGCACAAGAGGUUGAGCUUCGUCUGCGGCCUGAUAUCAUUGUUGCCACACCGGGAAGAUUUAUUGAUCACAUGAGGAACUCGGCCAGUUUCAACGUCGACACUGUCGAAAUCUUGGUUCUGGAUGAAGCCGAUCGCAUGCUGGAGGAUGGAUUCGCCGACGAACUGAAUGAGAUUCUCACAACACUGCCCAAAUCAAGACAAACCAUGUUGUUCUCGGCGACUAUGACCUCAACUGUUGAUAGUCUUAUCCGGGUUGGGCUAAACAAGCCAGUGCGGCUCAUGGUUGAUUCGCAAAAGAAGACUGUAACCACACUGGUACAAGAGUUUGUUCGACUACGACCAGGGAGAGAAGACAAGAGGAUGGGAUAUCUUGCACAUCUUUGUAAGACCUUUUACCAUGAGAGGGUCAUCAUUUUCUUCCGCCAGAAGAAGGAAGCUCACAGGGCGCGCAUCAUUUUUGGUCUGCUGGGGCUAUCAUGCUCCGAGUUACAUGGUAGCAUGAACCAAUCACAGCGUAUUUCUAGUGUUGAAGCAUUCAGAGAUGGUAAAGUGUCGUAUCUGCUGGCUACAGAUCUGGCUUCGCGUGGUUUGGAUAUCAAGGGCGUCGACACAGUCAUCAACUACGAAGCACCUCAAUCGCUCGAAAUUUACGUUCAUCGUGUUGGACGUACGGCUCGCGCGGGGCGAAAGGGCACAGCUGUGACUCUGGCAGCCGAGGGCGAUCGCAAAGUUGUCAAGGCUGCGGUCAAGGCUGGAAAGGCGCAAGGCGCAAAGAUUACGAGCAGAGUCAUCGCCCCCGCUGAUGCAGACAAGCUUCAAGAGGAAAUCGACGGCAUGGAAGACGAGAUUGACGAAAUUAUGCAGGAAGAAAAGGAGGAGAGGCAACUGGCACACGCAGAGAUGCAAGUGAAGAAGGGCGAAAAUUUGAUAGAACACGAGGCAGAAAUCAAGUCAAGACCCAAGAGGACUUGGUUUGAGACGGAGCACGACAAGAAGAAGGCCAAACAAGCUGGCAAGGACGAACUGAAUGGUUUGCGCGAGUCACUGAAGAAAAAGGGUAGCGGAAAGUUGAGUAACAAGGACAAGAAGACGCUUGACGCCAAAUCCAUGCGAUCAGAGGGGAGGUUAUGGAAGAAGGGCAAAGGGGAUGCCGAGGCGCACAAGGGCAAGGGCCCUGGGAAGGCGAAGGCGAAGGUGAAGGCAAAGGGUAAAGGCAAAGGCAAGCGGUAA